This is a messenger RNA of Anguilla rostrata (American eel), 6984 nucleotides long. It is a transcript of the gene lifra, whose product is annotated as LIF receptor subunit alpha a. The record is from RefSeq and is a predicted model, not a curated record. Gene Ontology annotation, molecular function: cytokine receptor activity; cytokine binding. Gene Ontology annotation, biological process: cytokine-mediated signaling pathway. Gene Ontology annotation, cellular component: signaling receptor complex; external side of plasma membrane. Lineage: Eukaryota; Metazoa; Chordata; Actinopteri; Anguilliformes; Anguillidae. Bases 522 to 3449 code for a protein of 975 amino acids. The transcript has 18 exons.
UAUCAAUUCGUAUUUUUAUUUAUUUAGCAGAUAGCAGAUAGGUAGGUGGUCUAUGGUUUUGACAAGAGUACACUCAAAAUCAGUAGAGGGAUAUUUAAUUUAUAGUGAGCCAUUUGCGGCGAAUUCUCAUCUCAGAACUAUUCCCGACUCGCCGCCUUUUCCCGAUUUGGGAAAAUAGGACGUUGCUUCCGGUGACGAGGGGCUGCUGAUCCUCCCAUGCAGUUUUCACAACUGUUUUGCCAGAGAGCGAAUGUCGAUGUCUUGCCAGGAUUUCUAAUAAACGCUGGGCUUCUUCUGGUGUGAAUUGCCUGUGAUAGCGAAUUCUCGAUAUUCGAAACAUUAUUUUCGUUUUUUUUGUGAUCAGGACGACCUACUAUCUGUAUAAAUCAUCGAGGAAUCAGAGGAUAUAAUCAAGAUCAAGUAAAUUCCAGAAGCAGCUGUUCGAGCUGCCAGCCAUGUUUGGCACACUGUGUCCCUGAGCCUGUUUUGCACAUCGCUGCCCCCUGCUGGACCUCUGCAGAAUGAUCCGCUGGCUGCUCUGGGCCCUGCUAGUGGCCUUGCAUACCGGAGUGAGCCGGAGCCAAGAUGGCCUCCAGCCUCCAGUACCUCAGGGAGUGAGAGUGGAGCCGGAUUUUGGCUCUCAGGUGCUGUCCAUCUCAUGGGAGAAGAACCCCGCCUCUCCCAAACUGAUGUAUGACGUCCAAGUCCUCCGCACCGAGCUGAUGGAAGUGGUAUAUAAUGAAACGAUAGAGGUGAGACCCGAUUCCCCUGGGAAGGUUCACCACUUCAACUGGACCUCCGGCGUACCCCUGGAGUGCACCUCCCACUCCGUCAGGCUCCGCUCCCGAGAUCAGCAGCGCUCCAGCGACUGGAGCCCCCUGCUGACCGUUCAGGGGAUGGACAUUCCCGACAACCCCGACGCAAAGAUGUACCCCCAGGACCUAGUGGUCCUCGUGGGCAGCAACAUGACCUUCUGCUGCAUCAUGGAGGAGGGGAAGCAGUUCGGCAGUUUCCAGUACCUGAGAGGCCCCCUGGCGAGCGUCCGGCUCAGUAGGCGGAGCUACGCGGGCACUGUGACCAAUCAGCUGCCUUCCACGCCCUCCGGCACCAACGUGUUGUGCUUCAACGACAACAACGGCUUGGGCUCCGGCGCCGUCGUGUUCGUCGGCUACCCUCCGGCGGACGGGAACCUGACGUGUGAGACCCGAGACCUGCAGUCUGUGGAGUGCCAGUGGAGCGCCGGGCGGGAGACGCACCUGCGCGGGGUCCGCCAGACAUUUUACACCCUCAACGGCAGGAACUGUACUUCUGCCAAUAAACUGGCCAGAAGUGGCAGGAGGGACAAGCUCCAGUGCAGACUGGACGCGACUCUGGAGGGGGGGAGCAGAGUGUUUACUCUGGAGGCCAGAAACCCCCUGGGUACAAUCCAUCUGAGUGACACAGCGGACCUCAGCCAGAGAGUGCGACCGUACGCUCCGCUGAAGGUGGUUGCCACGGAGACGCGCGGACGGAACUCCAACCUGCGGUGGGACUGGGGGACGAAGGGGUACGAGGCGCUGCCGCUGGAGUGCCAGGCCAGUGUGAACGGCAGCGAGCGAGCGUUCACGCUGGAGUACACGGGCCAGGGCCUGAAGCAGGCCGUGGUGACGGGGCUGGAGCCGGAUGAGGAGUACUCCGUCAGAAUCCGCUGCAGGCUGCAGAGCGCCCCCUGGAGGUGGGGUGACUGGAGCCACGAUUACACCUUCAGGACCGAGGAGGAGCGCCCUGAUGCUCUGGACGCAUGGGCCUGGAUGGUCACAAACCAAACCGGCUACAUCAAGUGGAAGCCCCUCUCAAAAAGCCACGGCCAGAUCUUAGGGUACCGGGUGACGUACGGCAGACCGGAGGAGGGGGACUGGAAGAUGCUCUCUCUCCCGCAGACCAGGCACAGCGCCCUCCUCAGGCUCGGGCCCGACGGCGAUUACAUCAUCACGGUCAUAGCCCACAACUCCGCCGGCGCAUCCCCUCCGGCCAGCGUCACCGUCCCACAAUUCGUAGCGGGCGAGACAGAAGGGGCGGUGCCCACCGUUCGGGUGGCUGGCAGCGCCGGAGGCUUUGACCUGUCCCUGCCCGCCGACGCCAACGCCAGCUGUGGCUACGUGGUGGAGUGGUGCCACGCGGGCAGAGCGGACUGCGACUGGGCGAAGGUGUCUGCCGGCAAUGCCAGCGCCAGGAUCGAGUCGGAGAGCUUUGAGGCUGGAGUUCGCUACAACUUCUCAAUCUACGCCUGCACAGACCGAGCUUCUGAGCUGCUCGCGAGGAGAGAGGGAUAUGUGCAGGAGCUGGUCCCUGCCCAGCCCGUCCCCUCGUUAAUGGUGGAGCAGUACAAACGGACGUCGGGUGCCCUUCUGAGUUGGGGCGACAUUCCCCUGGAGAGCCGAAGGGGGUUUAUCAGUGGAUACUCCAUCUACAGGGCCAUUGGGACCCACCUUAUGCCGAUAGCAAAUCUAACCAAUCCGGACGCCCGGAACUAUACGGUGAGAAACCUGACCCCCGGCUUGUACAAGUUCACCGUGAAGGCUCACACGUCUGCCGGGCCCGACGAGGGAGCCACCGUGUCCCUCAACCUGGACCUGACCACUGAUUGGCUGGUUGGCGAGGUCCUUAUUGCCCUGGGUGCGAUGACCGCCUUCCUCAUCCUCAUGACUGUCGUCUGCUACGAGAAGAGGCAAUGGGUGAAGAAGACCUUCUACCCUGAGAUUCCAGAGCCCAAACUUCAGGAAGAGUGGUCCACCACACCCGGACCGUUUGGCGGCCGGACUCUGGACGUGCAGCCCUGCCCCCACAGCACGGUGCACAUCGUGGAGGACCCGGGGCACGGGUCCGGCAAACUGGAUCCCACGGAGGACGGAGAGGAAGACGAGGAGUCCGGCGACAGCUCCAGCGACACGGACUCUUCCGACCCGGUUGUCCUGCGCUACUACAACCAGGUGGUGGACGAGGGGUCCCGGUGCCCCCCCUCCACGGACUCCUCCGCCUCCUCCAUGGCCUCCGCACGCACUGACGUCACGUACACUGGGAUCCAGAGCCCCGCCCCCUGCACCUCCUCCUCCUCCUCUUCCUCUGCGGCGGCGGCGGGGGCGACCCAGCCGGAGGUCCCGCACACGGGGGGGUACCGGCCCCAGAUGGCCCCCGCCCCGGAGCCCGCAGAGCCCCAGCAGGACUGCGCCGAGCCGGCCGAACCCACCGACCUCCCCCUCCUGGGCGGGUUCGGCGGGUUUGGGGGCUACCAGCCCCAGAGCACCUGGAGGGCCCCCACCCCGGAGACCCGCAGCCUCAACAGCUCCCUGGGGAGCCCCACCUCCGUCAGCUCCUCCCAGUUCCUGCUCCCCGACCCCGAGACCGAGGAGGGGGGGGAGCGCGCCCCCUCCACCACCUGGUUCCACAGCCUGCUGUCGGGCAAACCCUGAUUCCCCCCCCCCUCCACCACCUGGUUCCACAGCCUGCUGUCGGGCAAACCCUGAACCCCCCCGCCCCCCCCCUCACCUUGCACCUCCUCCAGUCUGCGGGUUUAUUUCAGUUAGUGGUUUUUUGGCGUGCUCUCAGCAGAGCGCGCGCUGAGAGGAGCAGCCCCCAGGGUUAGCGCUAGCCGCUGGGCUCGGCCGUGCUGACACAGCAGGUGUGUGAGAACUCGAGUGCUACCAGCCAGUUACACGGAGUGCGAGUUACUUUACUUCCUGAGGGUAUUUUCAACCAUUUCAUCUGCAGUUUCUGCAUUUUAUUAUGUUUCAGUUUCCCCCUCCAGAGCAGUAUUCUACUUUUCUUUCUUUUUUUAAUUUUUUUUUGGCUGUAGCAGUUUUUUAUUUUUUUAUUUUUUUUUGUUAUGUGAUAUCCAGUUAAAGGAAUUUGUAUGGUGGUUGACGAUUGAUCAGGGGUGGAUCCUCUUCCUGUCCUUCGUCAGGCUCCCGGGAAUGUUGGCUAAACUACCAAUUACUGUCGCCGUCAUCGUGGGGGAAACAAUUCACCACAAUAAGCUCAUUAGUGUAUAAAACUGCCAAAUAUUGCCACAGAUGUAUACUUUCCAGUAGUCCCUAGUUACCUCCCUGUCCUUGUAGUUAGCUUUGAGAAAUUAGAAAGUGAGGCAGCUUAUUUUUUUAGAUUCUGUGGUUGUGCUUAUUUCUGUGUUCACCUGUUGAGGCAUUACAACAAAUUACUCUACUUUUUGACUAAAAACCCUUUUUGUGACUUUUAAGUCAUUGUAAACUACUUUCAGAUACAUGUUUACCUUUAAAUAUUGUGCUUCCUUUUAAUAUAUUAUUUCCUGAAAGAGAAAUCACUGAACCGAAUUGCAGCCUACUUGUUUGCUCGAUGGCUGUUUUCUGUUGGCUUAUUCUUGGACCUCCAACCGAUGUUGGUUGAGCUUCUCCGGCGAUGCAAAUCUGCUCCUAGUUCAUGAAGCAUGUUGUUGACACUAAUACGUGAACGAAGCAUCAUUCAUACGUGUGUGUAUAUUUACAGUGUGUAUUUAACUAUGACAGCUGUGAAUGUGUUACUCGUACACUAGAUGUAAACAGAGCUCAAUGAAUCUGAGUCUUACAGGCACAGGGCUGCGUGGUUCCAUCGGAAAGGCUCGGGGAAAGCGUCUGCGUGUGCACAGUAAAAUGUCCUGUGUUAAAUCAGCUCAAAUGUGGCAGAGGUGGAAAAGUAAGCUUAUCGAUAAAGAUAAGAUGCGAUGAAGGGUGACGGAAAUCGAUUUUUUGAAUAAACGGUGAAGUGAUGGGGAUCUGAGUCACGUGCUUCCGCUCCUCAACGCCCCAAAAAAUGCACUCAGUUGGUCAAAUGUGCUUUUUGAGAUUGUAAAAUGCUUCACCCAAAGGUGUUGUGAGAAACUACGCCUCUUAAUUACUUAAUUAGUCCUGACCCUUCAUGCCAGCUGACAUUUUGCCUGCAUUUCUUGAUUGGCUCAUGGAUGACAGCUGAAGGCUGUUCUUGCAUCCCAAUAUGAAAUUGGUGGAAACAAAACCUACGUAGACAUUGGCCCUCCAGGACGGGAAUUGCCCAUCCUGGCUUCAUAUGUACUUUGUAAGACUUGAAUUAGCACUGGACACUUUACUGUGUACAAACUGAAAUUCAUACAUCUGCCCUUGUAAAAACUGUUUACUUGGUCUGUGUUCGGAUCCACCAGCCAGACAUUUUCCCGAAGAAUGCCUUCUCAAAUAUCUGUUGCCUUUUCUCCCCAGAGAACAUAAAAAAUAAUUUCACGUUUUACUGAGAUGUUCAUGUUCACUGACCAUGAUGAGGCAAACUACUGAUCAUUUUUCACAGAGCAACCUUAAGUACUCUUGAAAAACUCACUACUUGGCUGUUUGCGGUGUUUCAGUGUGUGUGCAAGAGUGUCUGUGUGUUCGUGCAUGUGAGUGUGUGUGUGUGAGAGUGUGAGCGAGUGUCUGUGUGUGUGUGAGAAUGUGAGUGUGUGUGUGUGUGAGAGUGUGUAUGUGUGUGCAUGUGUGUGUGUGCUCAAGUGUCUGUGUAUGUGAGUGUCUAAGUGUGUGUGUGUGUCACUGAUUGGGCUUCCUCUGACAUCAGGUCUUCUCUAGGUUUUUCCUGCAGGUUCAUCCGGGAUUUGGUUCACAUGGACAUCAUGUUAAGGGUGUAAUGUGUUGGCUGCCUGGGUAUGAUGUCAUCCUCAGCGUUGGCUGCUGGGUAUGAUGUCAUCCUCAGUGUUGGCUGCUGAGUAUGAUGUAAUCCUCAGGAAUGGUGCUGGUUGCUACAGCAGUGUUAGUUAGCAAACCAGUGACCGGGAUUCAGGACGCAGCCUACAUCAUUGGGUGGGAAAGUGGUUUUCAUGGACUUACGGAAUUCUUGCGCAUUAUUCUACAUCUGAGCCUUAAAUAAUUAAGCUUUAAAUACUACUGUGACAUGGAGGUUGUCCCUGGGGUUGGAACUGAAUGGGAGACUCACCACAGGAUGCGUCCUCCUCUUAAGUUGUGACGUGUGUGGGAUCAGUCCACAGUUUUGGAACGGAUGACGAGGCUCGUUGUGGAAGGAGGGCCGAGUAUGGAGUCACUCCAGGAGAGGGCCGGAGUCGUCUCUGUGAACUGCAGCAUUGAGCUCUUCAGGCCACAAUGCCCAACUGUCGUUUCCUCAGUGUGUGAAGUCACACAGACCUUCGCCGUCGCUGCGUGUGUGUGUUUGUGCUGUGGCUUAAGGACUCUAGACUCUGGCUCGUAGGCACGCCCGUGGAGACUGACUGGAACCCGGAAAUUGCUCUCCUGUUAACGUGCAUCUCAGGCAAGACUCCCGCAGGUCACCUUGGAGACCUGCUGCAAAAAUUUAAGCGAGCUGUGACCGUCAGCUGGAGCUGAGCGCUUGUGAAGGUCGCCGAUCUGCAGUCGCGCUGAAAAGAGAAAGCCAAUUAAAACAGGUUGCCGGUCGGACUGAAGGUUGAGCCGUUUCAGCAGGUGCAGGUGGAGUUUGUGUGAAAACAAGGCGGAGCUAGUCGCUCCCUCAUUCUACGUGUUGAUUGGCUCCACCCAAGCAAACUGGUUACAGUUCCUGGGUCUUUCUCUGGUUUUAAUUGCUUUAUCUUUUCCUAUGUGCAUGUUGCAGAACUUGUUCCUGUGUAGGCUAACAACUGUACCUAAGAUAUAAUUGUUAUGUACACUCAUACUUGCUGAAUAUGUAAAAACACUAGUAUUCUAUUGACUGUGCAAAAGUGCAUGAUACUAACCUGGAUUAAGAAGAUUUCAAAAAAUUAUGCAAAUGGCUGGUCGUUCGUUAAGCAUUGAGAAUGUUUUUUUUUUUUCAGUUGGUGUAACAUGGCUUAAAUGACCCUAACACAAACCGUUUUUAAAAGCUCUUUGUUGACACUAAAAUAAAAUUUAGGGAGGUGCUUUGUGAAUAAGGAAAAAGGCUAAUUUUGUGUGUAUACAUUGUCAUUAGAAAUCCAUUUGUGCUAUUGAAUAAGAUAUUCAGGUUAACAUAAAUAAAAUAUGAAUAAUACCA